Trichogramma pretiosum is the source of this 1851-nucleotide messenger RNA. RefSeq names its product UDP-glucuronosyltransferase 1-7-like. NCBI's taxonomy places the organism in Eukaryota, Metazoa, Arthropoda, Insecta, Hymenoptera, Trichogrammatidae. The record is from RefSeq and is a predicted model, not a curated record. The coding region runs from base 249 to 1814 and encodes 521 amino acids. Gene Ontology annotation, molecular function: UDP-glycosyltransferase activity. The transcript has 8 exons.
UCAACAAGUUCAAAAAUUCUCGCUGCAAGUUCGCGGCUGUCACAUUGUUUUUCUCGGUGCAAAUAUCAAGCUGUUUUGACUUAUGUCUUAGAGUUUUGAAAGAGAGUCCGGUGGAGUAACCAAGAAAGAUAAAAGAGUUUAGCCAAACUUAAAGAAAAACAAAAUUCUAAUAAAGUAGAGAGUAUAAAAAAGUUCUUAGAUAUUCGUCUGGAUCGCAACACGGAUCGUUGCACUUGAUUUCAAUCGUAAUGCUCAGUUAUACGUCGAAGCGGCUAUGCUUGGCAGGGUUAAUGCUGCUGCUGAUGCUUUCGUUAGAUCGUCGGCCAGGCGCUGAAGCCUUUAAUAUUUUGGGAAUUUGCCCUAGCACGAGUUAUAGUCAUCAACAACCAUUUCAAGCUUUGAUGAAGGCUCUGGCUCAAAGAGGACAUAAAGUGACUGUUAUUUCACCCAUUCCGCUUAAGAAACCAAUGGAAAACUAUACAGAUAUUGAUUUGUCCUUCACCUAUCAAAAAGAAGAUUGCACAAAGUUAAGACAUAUGAGUGCUUACGAAAUAUUACGGAAAAGUAUGAAGCAGUCCAAUAAGCUUUGUGAAAAACAGUUAUUUAGCGAUCCUAUUGCUGAACUCAUCGCUCGCAACGAAACUUUUGAUGCUAUCGUAAUUGAACAGUUAUGGUUCCAGUGUUACUAUAGCUUGGUACAACAUUAUAAUUACCCCGUUCUGAUUGGAUUUUUGAGUGUAGGAAAUUUGCCCUACGCCAUGGAUUCUGUUGGAAAUCCGGAUGAUCCGUUUCUUAAUCCGGAUAUGGCUUAUGCUUUCGCCGGUAGAAUGGAUUUCAAGGAAAGAGUUUGGAACUAUCUUUAUACUACAUAUACAAGGAUCUACUACAAUUAUUUCCAUCUACCGGAGGCUCAGAGCAUAGCUGCAAGAUUUUCUCCUGGAGUUUCCUGUUUCUCUAUUGAUCGUAACUUUAGCCUUGUCAUUCUUGGAAAUAAUCAUGUAUUUGGUUAUCCAAAACCAUUAUUGCCCAAUGUUAUUGAAGUUCACAGUCUGCAAAUCACAGGCAAUCCAGGAAAACUACCUAAAGACAUUCAAGAAUUUUUAAACAACGCAACUGAUGGUGCUGUUUACUUCUCUUUGGGUUCGAAUUUACAAAGUCGACAGCUACCGCCUCUUGCUUUAAAGGCUCUAUCCGAUGCUUUUGGUUCGUUGAAGCAAAGAGUUCUGUGGAAACACGACGGACAUGUGUCUGCUCAAGCAGACAACAUCAAGCUUGUGGAAUGGGCUCCUCAGCAAGCAAUUCUAGCUCAUCCAAAUGUCAAAGCGUAUAUCAUGCAAGGUGGAUUGCAAUCGAUGCAAGAGGCUGUUCAUUAUGGAGUCCCUUUAUUGGCCCUACCUUUUUUCGGCGAUCAGAAUUUUAAUGGACGAAAAAUCGUUGAUGCAGAAAUAGGUCUAAUUUUACACGUAGACACAAUGACAAGUCACUCUAUUAAAGUCGCUGUGGAAAAGUUGAUAUAUGACCCUAAAUAUUCUCGUAACAUUCAGAAGAUGGGGAAUAUUCUCAAAGAUGAAAUCAUAAAUCCCUUACAUAAGGCAGUAUGGAAUAUUGAACAUAUUCUUAAGUUUUCACCAUCAAAUCAUCUUCGCUAUCACGGCCAUGACAUAUCCAACAUCGAAUACUUAGCAACUUAUUGUUUCAUUUUUUCUAUUGUCCUUUUUGGAAUAAGUUUAUUAGUAUGGAUAUUGGUUUACAUUUUUCGAUCAUUAUUGCACAUUGGAAAUGAUGUUAUAAUAAAAAAAAAGAAACAUGAUUGACAAUAAAUCAAAAUUUCAUUAUCAUUCAAUUCAAUAC